AUGAGUUUGUGGUAUCGAUUGCUGCCGCUGCGCCCCCACAAUGAGGUGCCAGACGCCAGCACAAAAGUGGGCAGCUCUGGACAUGCUGCACCGCUGCCACCACCAGCUCCUUCGGUGGGUGUACCUGCACCAAUCGCUGAUCCCAAUUUCAUUGAUCCAGCCUGGCAGGUGCCCACCUCAGAUGAGACGGCCGUGCCCAAGGACGACGAUGGCGAGAGCUGGUUGGAACUCCUGCGGGAUGGUUUGGACGCCUCAGAGAAUGAGUACAAGCAGCCGCCUCCCUUUCCAAGGGUGAUGCACUUCGCAGCACCACCUGGGCCGGUGCCGGAGGGCAAAUUCCCACGGCAGGUGUUGGAGCAGCAGCGGGCAGUUCUUGCGAAGUUCAGACCGGAUCCACCACCAUCCAAGUUGGAAUGCUCAGCUGUGCAGCCCGAUAUGGAUUUGCCUGGAUUGGCUGACUUGAUUUCGCUGAGGGGCAAAAUGAACUCUGGAAAAGGUGGCAAAGGAAUGGUGCACAGCUGA
Cladocopium goreaui is the source of this 522-nucleotide messenger RNA. The record is from the annotation of a GenBank genome assembly. NCBI's taxonomy places the organism in Eukaryota, Dinophyceae, Suessiales, Symbiodiniaceae.